Messenger RNA from Camponotus floridanus (Florida carpenter ant), 2165 nucleotides. RefSeq names its product F-box/LRR-repeat protein 2 (gene FipoQ). Gene Ontology annotation, molecular function: protein binding. The coding region runs from base 401 to 1966 and encodes 521 amino acids. NCBI's taxonomy places the organism in Eukaryota, Metazoa, Arthropoda, Insecta, Hymenoptera, Formicidae. The record is from RefSeq and is a predicted model, not a curated record. Gene Ontology annotation, cellular component: SCF ubiquitin ligase complex. The transcript has 8 exons. Gene Ontology annotation, biological process: SCF-dependent proteasomal ubiquitin-dependent protein catabolic process; positive regulation of protein ubiquitination.
CUGAUCCGCAGAACGCCGGUGGACGUCUACGCGAAUAUCACGACGAUGACUGAGUAUGCUACUUUUCGCCCAUCGACAACGAUCGCGCUCGUUCUCGACUAAUGACCUAAAUGCAUGAAAAAGUGAAUCGCAUCAAAGUUAGAAAUUUGAAUCUAACGAAAUUUCGUGACGGUGACAACGAUUGCGAGAGAACAACUAUUUACAAAAUGUGAAAAUGCAAAUUAAUGUGCUUGACGAUAGUGAAAAAUUUAUGCAAAAACCAAGAACAUGCAUUUCUCCAAACGUAUUUCACAAAAUAACAGCGUAAAAAUUGUCUUCUGCUUCGCAUCUUCGUUUUUCUACUAUUUCCAACUAAGGAUGUCUUUUUAAUCGAUUGUCUCGUCUUCAUAAUUUCGUCAUCAUGGACAUACGAAGAAUGUCGAAUUGGAAUGUCUUGAGCGUGGAGGCUGCGAUGCAACAACUCAACGCCUUCGAAGGAGAUGAUCCUGAAAAGAGAAUAAGGCGUCCCAAUACGACAAUAGAAAAGCUACCGGACAAAGUUCUUCUGAACGUUUUUUGCUAUUUAUCGCAUCGCGAAAUAUGUAGAGUUGCUCGAGUUUGCAAACGUUGGCGACAAAUUGCGUAUGACACGCGUCUCUGGCAGCACGUGUCUCUAAGACCAGAAAUAAGCGGGCUUCACGUGAGCUCUCUGGAAAACCUGCUACACUUAAUCAGCGUACGUUUUGGACCUUCAUUGAGAUAUAUCGAAUUACCAAUAGAAUUGAUUACACACACUGUUCUUCAUGAAUUAGCUAAUAAGUGUCCUAAUCUAACGCACAUGUUAUUGGAUUUUUCAACUGCUAUGCAACUGCACGAUUUCUCGGAAAUGCAAGCGUUUCCUACGAAGUUGAAAUAUAUGUGUAUUUGUCUUUCGGAAGUGAUUUUUAUGGAAGGCUUUAUGCGAAAAAUUUACAAUUUCAUUAAUGGAUUGGAGAUUCUGCAUUUAAUUGGAACAUACGAAAAAGUCGAAGAAGAGGAAGAGGAAAUUUACGAGGUAAUUAAUGUUCACAAACUCAAAUCUGCGACGCCGAAUUUAAGGGUUAUCAAUUUAUACGGUAUCAACUUCGUGGAUGAUUCGCAUAUCGACGCUUUCUCCUCAAAUUGUAUCCAACUAGAAUGCUUAGCCGUGAAUUUCUGUGCCAAAGUGACUGGUUCCACUAUGAAGACUCUCUUUCAAAGGAGUAGAAGACUGACAUGUCUUCUUAUGCAAGGAACAAAUCUCCAGAGUGAGUACGUUAUGCAAGUUGAGUGGGAAAAAUCAAGCAUUCAGGAACUCGACAUUACCGCUACUGAUCUAUCUACGGAAUGCUUGAUCGAUAUGCUGACCAGGAUUCCUGGCCUUCGCUUCUUGAGUGCUGGUCAACUGAAUGGUUUCAAUGACAAUGUAAUAAAAGCGUGGACAGAGGUUGGAAAUCCACGAAACUUAAUAGCGCUGGAUCUGGAUAGCUCCGAUAAUCUGAGCGAUGACGCUUUGCAUAAGUUCCUAUCAAGGCACGGUCAUCAGCUGUAUGGCCUUGCAUUAUCAGGCAUGCCGCAUAUUACCGAUCAGCUGUGGCAAAAUGUACUACCGAUUCUCACUAAUGCAAAAAUACUUGUAAUGGGCACUCAAGAAAGAUUAGGUGUCAACGUUCACGUGGAUCAGCUGAUGGAUGGAAUUGCCAAUAAUUGCCUUAAUUUAGAGCGUUUAGAGUUACGCUGGGAUCCGGAAAAUUUGCGAUUUUCCGAUAAAAGUCAAAAAGCUAUUGAUAUUUUACGUGUCAAAUGCAUUAAAUUGAGAUGUUUAAGUUUAAGCGAUGGGAGAUACUAUGAAAUCGUCAAAGCAAAUUUCGAGCGAGCCGACAGAAUUACCGUCGUUAGAACAACUACUUGCUGCAGAGUAUCAAACUAUUAUCUUUUGCAAAAUUAUAAGGAUUUAAUUUUUAAUUGACGCGCUUUGAAUAUUAGCGAUAGAUUCUUAAAUCGAGUUUUAUCGCGUUCCUACUGAUGAAUUUAGACAAACAGUACCUAAUAUAAAGCUAUCUGAUAUUUCUUUGUAUACAGUAAUGUAAUCACAUCAAUAAUAUUAACGCGAUAAGAAAAUAAAAUUAAUAAGAGAAGAUAAAGAAGGAAAAUGAAGAAGAUGAAGA